Molecule: messenger RNA, 201 nt
Organism: Macrosiphum euphorbiae (potato aphid)
Lineage: Eukaryota; Metazoa; Arthropoda; Insecta; Hemiptera; Aphididae
Source: the annotation of a GenBank genome assembly
AUGAUGCAUCACGUGUUAGCUCUGAGUUUCAGUACAACAGUAGAAGAAGACGUUGUGAGGAAUAGUGUUGCUGGUUUUGUCUGUGUAACAAAUGUUGACACCUCACAACAAAUGUUAACUCUGUUGUCCCCUCAACCAAAACCUCUGCCUGAAACAAUUUACCUCAUGUCAGAUGUACAGUUCAUUGACAACAAUGCUUGA